AUGGGGAUGCACUCGAUGGAUCACGUGCUUGUCCAAAACGGCCUCCGGACUUUCGACAACCCAGUUCUUGACAACCUCAUCGCCGUGGAAAAGGACAAAGGAGCCAAGAAAAACAUCUACAUCAGCCUUGCUAAUCCGGUGAUUCAAUUGGACGAAGAAAUGCUAAAGAAAAUCAGGGCGAAUAUCAAAGCGGGGAUUUUCGGAAUCCUCGGGUCGCCAAAAGUCGGUCUGGUUUUCCACGGAAAAGAUGUUCUAGCCCUCAUCGAGGAAGAAAAGGACGUGCAUCGAUCGACCCUGUUUCUGGACUUUCCGAAACGCAUGGCAAAACUCGCCUUCACAAGCUUGGCUUGGCGACCUGUGUAA
This is a messenger RNA of Oikopleura dioica, 363 nucleotides long. NCBI's taxonomy places the organism in Eukaryota, Metazoa, Chordata, Appendicularia, Copelata, Oikopleuridae. The record is from the annotation of a GenBank genome assembly.